GAGGUUGCAUAGUUGGUUCCUCCAUUGAAUACCACCAAAAGCCGGACGCUUCACAAAUCCCAAAGCAGCCCCGAUUAACGACACAGGACACACACUACAGCACAACACCACCAUCAGCAGUUACACACUAAACACGAAAAAAGAAAGCGCGACACUUUUUAACUUUUGAUUCCCAAAAAAAGAGGGAAAAACCAAACACCAACACCACAACACUUGCAACCAACUUUCAACUUCUAACUCCAACUCCAAUUUAGGGUUCCAUUCCAUCCGUACACCUUCAUCUUCUUCUUCUUCUUUACAUGCAAGCAGCGAAUUCCCACAUUCAUCCUUAUAGAUGUACUCCAGCAAUUUGACUGGGUUCGUGUUGGCGUUGGUUUCUAGCGCCUUCAUCGGUUCCAGUUUCAUCAUCAAGAAAAAGGGCCUUCAACGCGCACGCGCCAAUGGCCCUCGUGCCAGUGUUGGAGGCUAUGGUUAUCUGCUUCAGCCUCUCUGGUGGCUCGGAAUGAUUACUAUGAUUGUUGGAGAGAUUGCUAAUUUCGUAGCAUACAUCUAUGCUCCAGCUGUUCUUGUUACUCCUCUUGGUGCUUUGAGUAUUAUAGUUAGUGCUGUGUUGGCACAUUUCAUGCUUAAGGAGAAGCUGCAGAGAAUGGGCAUGCUGGGGUGUCUUAUGUGCAUUGUGGGAUCGACUGUUAUUGUGCUCCAUGCGCCUCAAGAGAAGUCUCUUACUUCUGUUCAAGAAAUUUGGCUAUUGGCUGUUCAACCAGCAUUCCUCUUGUACACUGCCUCUGCUAUGGCUGUAACAUUAUUCUUGAUCUUGUAUUGUGUUCCGCGCUAUGGCCAAACUAAUAUUCUCGUUUAUAUUGGAAUAUGCUCUGUCAUUGGAUCCUUGACUGUCAUGAGUGUUAAAGCAAUCGGAAUUGCUAUAAAACUUACAUUAGAAGGUGCAAAUCAGCUUGUCUACUAUCAGACAUGGAUCUUUCUGAUGGUCGCUGUUUCCUGCAUCAUUACUCAAUUAAAUUAUCUUAACAUGGCAUUGGAUACAUUUAAUACUGCAGUUGUGUCUCCAAUCUAUUAUGCCUUGUUCACAUCUUUUACAAUAUUAGCUAGUGCAAUCAUGUUUAAGGAUUAUUCUGGUCAAAGUAUAAGCAGCAUUGCAUCAGAGCUAUGUGGUUUCAUCACUGUAUUAUCUGGCACAGUAGUAUUGCAUAGUACAAGAGAGCCAGAUCCUCCAGUCUCUACAGAUUUGUAUAGUCCGUUGUCCCCGAAAGUAACAUGGUAUAUCCAAGGCAAUGGUGAGUCUUGGAAACAAAAGGAAGAAGACGGGUCACCACCUUUUAACUUAAUUACGGUUGUACGGCAAGAUCAUUUCACGUGAUACUAGAUUAUUAAGUGGUAGAACUGCAAAUUACAAUCACCUAAUGCUGCCGUUGAGUUAGACACAGCUCACAUACUCCAAUGACAUUUUUCUUCGGUUUAUUCUAUAUUAAGCUACAUACAUGUGGCAGUAUUACUCUGUGACUCCAUCUAUCUAGUUUUGCAACAAGUUUCAAGAGGCUCCUAUCACAUUGUUUUGGUAGACAAGUCGUGCUUCCGUUUUUCGGAGGAUGUUUGUUUUCGUGGCAGCGUGUGAAAUGAAAGCUCGUGCGCACAAUCACCAAAAAUUCUUUCUUGGGUGGUUUUUCUCUUAGUUUGUAUUUUUUGUUGUAUUGUUAUUAUUUUGCAUUAUUUUUACCCUCUUGUGCUUUUUUCCCAAGUUGUAUCCCCCCACUUAGUUGAUUUUUGUGUUCAUAUUCUGGUGUUCCUCUGAUUGUGGGAGCUAAUUCAUGUAAAUUAAUUAGUGUAAAUUUUAAUUAUUUAACUAGUUAUU
Arachis stenosperma is the source of this 1867-nucleotide messenger RNA. Its product is annotated as probable magnesium transporter NIPA6. Lineage: Eukaryota; Viridiplantae; Streptophyta; Magnoliopsida; Fabales; Fabaceae. Gene Ontology annotation, cellular component: membrane. Gene Ontology annotation, biological process: magnesium ion transport. Gene Ontology annotation, molecular function: magnesium ion transmembrane transporter activity. The transcript has 9 exons. The record is from RefSeq and is a predicted model, not a curated record. The coding region runs from base 335 to 1375 and encodes 346 amino acids.